Acanthochromis polyacanthus (spiny chromis) is the source of this 1710-nucleotide messenger RNA. It is a transcript of the gene desi1a, whose product is annotated as desumoylating isopeptidase 1a. NCBI's taxonomy places the organism in Eukaryota, Metazoa, Chordata, Actinopteri, Pomacentridae. The record is from RefSeq and is a predicted model, not a curated record. Gene Ontology annotation, biological process: protein modification by small protein removal. Gene Ontology annotation, molecular function: peptidase activity.
CGUAAUGACGUCAUUCUGAACGUGUAGAAGACCCCAGUUGCCUGUGUGCUGUCAGAGCUCCGUAGCUUUAGUGAGCUAACAGUUAGGGAAAAACAAGCUACUUUGCUGAUUUUAAGUAUGGAUAAAAAUGCGACGCGAUAUAAUAUACAGCUUUACAUUUACGACCUGUCGAGGGGGAUGGCUCGGAGCCUCAGCCCCAUCAUGCUAGGGAAGCAACUGGAUGGUAUAUGGCACACGGCUAUAGUGGCAUAUGGUGAUGAGUUCUUCUUUGGAGGGGAGGGGAUCUCCAGCUGUUCACCGGGUGGGACUAUGCUGGGGCCUCCAGACAGUGUGGAGCUGGGUGAGACUGAAGUGUCGGAGGAGAUCUUCAUGGAUUACCUCUCUUCUCUGGGAGAAAGCACAUACAGAGGUGACAGGUAUCGUCUUGAGCACAACUGCAACACUUUCACCAACGAGGUAGCUCAGUUCCUGACAGGCAGGCAUCCCUCAUACAUCACCGACCUUCCAGCUGAAGUCCUCUCCACGUGAGUAAUGAAACUCGGCCAAUUCGGCCAGAUACUGCGACCCAUUCUGGACUCUAUUCACAUUGCCCCUCCGGGAGGUAACGUCAUCAACGGUGGUAGAACAUCUAAUCUGAGAGCAGCAGAGUGUUCUCAAGGUCACUUCCAUUGUAGUCAGUCGGUGACAAAUCUCAAACUUAUUUUCUUUUUAUCUUUCUGUAUAUUAAACACUUACUAGAAAUGAAUGGCUUAUGACUUGUGGCAGGAAAUCACUGCCCAACUCAAAUUAGUCACUUGACAUCAAUUAAAGACGAGGUUAUUUAACUUUUAUGAAAGUAACAUGCAUUUAAUCAGGUAUUAUGCAAGAAGAGAUUUGAAAAACCUGCACAUUAUUUAAAGUUACUUACAUUCUAAACAACCUGAUAGUAUAAAAUACAGCAUAUCUGACAGCUGUAAUAAAGCCAACCUACAACGUUAAAUACCUCUUACACAUUAGUGCAUCAAGCUAACUGAGUAUUUCUGUACUAGAGUACAACAUACUUCUCUGUUUUUAAGUUGAAAAUUAUUUUUUCCGCAUUUUGCUCUUUAGUAAUUAAAUUAGUCUACUUUCACACUCACUUGUAUGCAUAUCUGUAAAUUCAUCAUAUUUGGCUGUCUGUUUUCUGAGAAUCAUCUGCUGCUGACUACAGUGGAUUUAAUUGAGUGUACACGUUGACAUGUUAGUAUUGGAUUCAGAUUGAAGAUAAACCAGAAGAGCCUGGCUGAUUCAUGGAGGGUCUUUUAAUGUCAUUAAUUUUUUCCAUUUUGCACCUUUUAUAUAUUUUUUGUUAUUUUGUAGCUUUUAGUUCAUUUUCCACCAACAUUUUCUGCACCUAUAAUCUUUGUCUCUACUGUUUGUGUUAAACUCAUUUCUAUUUAUGAUCGCCUACUUCUAUUGUAAUUCCAUUUGUCACAGAGUGCAUGAUGCGAUAUAUAUGCAGGUGAUUGAUGCCUAACUGGCACAGAGGCUUUUAAGAUUGGAUGCGAAACAGAACUUGUUCUAAUGUGUGUACUCUAUAGCAGGACUGUGAUCAGUUCACUGUAAAUUCUCUGUAUAUGCAAGCAAACUUAGGCUGUCAUUCGUUAAUAAAUGAUGACAAAUCAAGCAGGGCAGAAUCAAACAUAGGACACACAGUUAUCACCACAUAACCUCCUACACAAUUUUAUGAAA